GCAGGUCUACGCUGAGUGCAGAAGACGCAGCAGGAAUACACACACACACACACUCUCUCUCUCUCUCUCUCUCUCUCUCACACACACACACACACACACUCUCACUAUCUCAUACUCCAGCUCUCUCUCUCUCGCCUGGGAAAAUGACUCUGCAGGAGGAAUUUGAGAAAUAUGCGGACGAUGUAAAGAAAGUAAAGACCAGGCCGACUGACCAGGAGCUGCUGGACAUGUAUGGUCUCUAUAAGCAGGCCAUUGUUGGGGACAUUAACAUUGAUAAGCCUGGAAUUACAGAUUUGAAAGGAAAGGCCAAAUGGGAAGCAUGGAAUUCCAGGAAAGGCAUGUCCAAAGACGAUGCCAUGACUGCCUACAUUGGCUUGGCUAAGGAAAACAUCAAUAAGUAUGGAAAGUGAUCAUCGGGACGUCACAUUU
Molecule: messenger RNA, 429 nt
Organism: Astyanax mexicanus (Mexican tetra)
Lineage: Eukaryota; Metazoa; Chordata; Actinopteri; Characiformes; Acestrorhamphidae
Gene: acbd7
Product: acyl-CoA binding domain containing 7
Exons: 4
Coding region: 144-410 (88 amino acids)
Biological process (GO): fatty acid metabolic process
Molecular function (GO): fatty-acyl-CoA binding
Source: RefSeq, a predicted model, not a curated record